This is a messenger RNA of Colletotrichum phormii, 2982 nucleotides long. RefSeq names its product glycosyl hydrolase family 3 N terminal domain-containing protein. The record is from RefSeq and is a predicted model, not a curated record. The coding region runs from base 269 to 2800 and encodes 843 amino acids. Gene Ontology annotation, molecular function: beta-glucosidase activity. Lineage: Eukaryota; Fungi; Ascomycota; Sordariomycetes; Glomerellales; Glomerellaceae. Gene Ontology annotation, biological process: glucan catabolic process. The transcript has 5 exons.
UCAAGGCAACUUUUGCUCACGCGUGACAGGAGACUCCGUCGCGUUUACCGACGAUACUCCGAGACGGCCCGCUCAUCCUACGGGGAAGGACAGUAUUUCGGUGGUUUUUAUGCUUCGGACUCCGGUCUGUGCCGACCGAAAUCCUAGAUGACACCGCAUAACAUUGACCGGAAAGCCACUUGAAGUUUGGCUUCAAUCCGUGACUACCGGACUUCCCAAUUUCUCCCCUGUCUCUCGGCAUUUGAACCAACCCAACCAGAUCAUCAAGAUGGCGGCCGAAUUCACACCCCUCGACGUCGAGGCGUUGAUCAAGCAACUUACCUGGGACGAGAAGAUCGAACUGCUCGCUGGUCAGGGAUCUUUCCGAACGACCGGUCUACCUCAUCGUCAAAUUCCAGAUCUCAUUACCUCAGACGGACCUCACGGUAUUCGAGGGCGUCGAUCAUUUGCACGUAACCCGAGCCCUAUGCUACCCUCCGCCACUGGUAUGGGCGCAACCUUCAACGCCGAAUUAUUGCACAAGGUCGGCAAUCUUCUUGGAGAGGAAUCAAGAGCUAGAGGAGUCCAUGUGUUGCUGGCGCCUACUAUCUGCCUUCAACGCUCGCCAUUGUUUGGACGAGGAUUCGAAGCGUUCGCCGAAGAUCCCUUCCUGAGCGGCAUCCUCGGAGCGGCCUACAUCAAUGGCGUGCAAGAGAGAGGUGUAGCAACCAGCGUCAAGCAUUAUGCUGCACACGACCAGUCAGAUAAUUCCAUCGAAGACAACGUGUGCAUGACGCAGCGGACCCUGAGAGAAAUCCAUUUAAUGCCAUUCCAACUCGUCAUGCGCGACUCUGACCCCUGGACCUUUAUGACCUCUUACAAUAAGAUCAACGGGAUCCACGUUAGCGAGGACCCUUUGCUCCUGAAGCAGGUUCUUCGAGAUGAAUGGGGCUUCAAGGGACUCGUCAUGAGCGACUGGUUUGGUACUUACAGCACCUCUGAAGCCAUCAACGCCGGGCUGGACUUGGAGAUGCCUGGGCCCACGCAGUGGAGAGGUAAGUGUCUGAGUCUAGCUGUCAACAGCCGCAAAGUCGCGCGUACGACAGUCGACGAGGCUGUCAGGAAUAUUCUCAAUCUGGUGAACAAGGUCAAGAAUACGAAACCGGCUGGCUAUUUCGCGGCGUCGAAUACACCCGAGCAGCAAGCUCUGAUUCGCCAGCUGGUAGCUGAGAGUAUCGUCCUGCUCAAUAAUGAACGCAAGGUGCUACCCAUUAAGAAAUCAGAGGGGAAGAAAAUUGGAUUGAUUGGCGAUCACGUCAAGAAUCCUGCCUUGAGCGGCGGUGGCAGUGCGGAAGUUGAGCCGUACUAUUUCGUGACACCCUAUGAUGCCAUUAUUGAGGCCGCUGGAAAGAAGAAUGUGUCGUAUGCGCUUGGCUGUCAUUCCUUCAGGUUCAGCCCACUGUUGAAGAACAUAGCGCCUCAGCAAUCGCAACACAAAGGCUUUGGGUGGUCAGUCGAGAUCUUUGAAGACAACCCAGACGAGAAUCCCGACGCAGAAGUGCUUGUAACGGCCCAUGCCCAGAAAGAGCUCAUCGAUGUCCCAGAGAGUUUCCACGCAUCACUUCCGAAGAAAUUCUACGUCAGAGCCCGGGCGACCUACAUGCCUUCUGUCACAGGCCCCUUUAAAUUCGGCUUCAGUACAUCGGGUAAGGGCAAGCUAAGGGUAGAUGGGAAAGAGCUCAUCGAUUUAUGGAGUGACCAGCCUCCAAAGACCGGGCCUACGCCGUGCUUCAACAGGCUUUCCAUGGAGAAAUUUUGCAAUACGGACGUGGUUGAAGGCCGGACUCUCGAACUUGAAGUUGUCCAAGUCAACGAAGAUCUUUCAGGGGGCGUUGGUACCGCAUUGACUCUUGCAGGACGCGUCGGUGGAUUCGAGCUCAUUGACGAGGAGGUUGCCAUCAAAGAAGCUGUGGACUUGGCCAAGAGUGUCGAUAUUCCAAUUGUUGUUACUGGACUGUCAUCAGAUUUCGAGUACGAAGGGGCCGACCGCAAACAUCUCAGACUGCCGGGCCGCGUGGACGAUCUGAUCGAAGCUGUGCUUCAAGCCAAUCCAAACGCCGUCAUUGUCACCCAGUCAGGCUGCCCAAUCGAGAUGCCGUGGGAGUCGAAGGUAGCUACCUUGGUCCAUGCUUGGUUCGGCGGUCAGGAGACAGGCCACGGCCUCGCAGACGUUCUGUUUGGCAAAGCCAAUCCCUCCGGCCGCCUAUCUCAGACAUUCCCCGUGUCCGUUAAGCAUACUCCGGCUUACCUCUCAUUCUCAAAGUCCGACUAUGACAUUGUUUACGGCGAGGGGGUCUUCAUCGGCCACCGCUACUACGAAUCAGUCGACAGAGACCCACUCUUCUACUUUGGUCAAGGCCUGUCCUACUCAACGUUCGAGUACUCGAAGCUCCAAGUGCCAAAGACAUUUGAGGCGACGGAAGAUCACAAGAUGAAGGUCUUGGUUGACGUGAAAAACACGGGUCCUUACGACGGAUCAGAGGUCGUUCAGGUCUAUGUCCACGACCCGGAGAGUACGAUGUUGAGACCUGUCCGAGAGCUCAAGGGGUUUGCCAAACCCUUCCUGGCUGUGAAUGAGAACCAGACUGUUGAAGUCGUGCUCGAUAAGUACUCGCUAUCAUACUGGUCACAGGAGAGAUCUAAGUGGAUUGCAGAAGCCGGAGAUUAUGUUGUCAUUAUUGCUUCGAGCUCCAAGCCGCAGGACGAGAUCCUGCGAGCCACUUUCAACUUGCCCGAGACGUUUUUCUGGGAGGGUGUCUGAUUGCACGCAAUUACACAGCCAUUUUAGAAGGUGUACAAUGUGAAUGAUAUAGAUCUCAAGAGUCGUCGAGAGCACUCCAUCAGUUCUAAAUCCACAGGUUCAGAACUUUACAUGUCCAUGACAAUGUCCUCUUGAAGCCAGGCUUGCAAAGUGCCUUAAAUCUAUGGUUAUGACCAUUCCAC